AUGUUCACAGACAGUGCCGCGAGUGUUUCACCUGCCUUUGAAGAUGUACUGCCGGAGGAGCCGCACACCACCGCCAAGCGGCGUGAGAUCUGCCAAUCAUUUCAACACGGUAAAUGUCGUCUCGGUGCGGCCUGUCCCGAACGCCACGUCCUCUCGCAAUUCAAAACGAUGCGAUUGGAGGUGUGUAAACAUUGGCUGCGUGGGGCCUGCGUGAAUGGUGAGAAUUGUCUCUACCUCCACGCCUAUGAUGAUCGCUAUGUGCCCGCGUGUGCCUUCUAUCAACGCCUUGGGGAGUGCACAAACCCGGAGUGUCCCUUCCAGCACGUGGCGCAGGCACAACAGCAACAACAACAGCCGGAGUGUGCGGCGUAUCGCCGUGGCUUCUGUCCACGUGGCCCGCAGUGUCAUUUGCGGCAUGUGCAGCGGGAGGCGUGUGUAUAUUAUCUCGCCGGCUUCUGUCCACUUGGCCCACGUUGUCCCUUUGGACAUCCCGUGCAGGAGUUGUACAACCGCAAUGCGGUGGCGGAGCGGCUGCGGCAGCGAAUGUUGAUAGAACGUGCGGAUGAUCCCACAUUUAAUAAGAACGCGACAUGUUAUCGCUGCUUUGAUCCUGGGCAUCUCGCACCAAAGUGUCCUGGAGUCCAGAAUGGUAUUCUGCGACGACUCUUACUUACAGUGCAGGAACCUGGGGAGCAGUUGUACUUUCAGAGUGAUGGGCGAACCACGCGGAAGUGUUGUUUUUUCUGUGGAGAAGAGGGACAUGAGGUUCGGGAUUGCCCGAAGAAGUCUAAGAGUCAUCAAGGACAUGCGUGGCAUAAUCAUCGCCGUGGAGAUAUGGCUGGGAGGUGA
Molecule: messenger RNA, 849 nt
Organism: Trypanosoma theileri
Lineage: Eukaryota; Euglenozoa; Kinetoplastea; Trypanosomatida; Trypanosomatidae
Product: putative cleavage and polyadenylation specificity factor 30 kDa subunit
Exons: 1
Coding region: 1-849 (282 amino acids)
Molecular function (GO): RNA binding; zinc ion binding
Source: RefSeq, a predicted model, not a curated record